CCGGGCAAGGCGCUGGCCCGCGCCAGCCUCGAGCUCCGCAAGGGCAGCUGCCUGCGCGCCAGCGGCGACGAGUACUGCAACGGCGCGGGGCUCUGGGCCAAGCUCAGCAAGGAGCAGCUGGAGGAGUACAAGACUGGCUGCGAGCUGGAGGAGGGCUGGGUCCUGGUGUGCAAGCACGCGGAAGGAGGGGACCGCCUGGUCCCGGUUGAGUCCUCCGACAGGAUCCAGAGGCAGCAGCAGCUCUUCGGGGUGGACUACAAGCCUGUGAUCAGGUGGGAGCAGGUGGUGGAUCUGACGUAUUCCCUGCGGCUCGGAGCGAGGCCCAGAAGCCUGGAGCAGGACGACGCUGCCGUGGAGAAGCUCCGGUUUGUGCCCCCGACGUGGAGCUAUGAGUGCGAUGAGGACUUGGUGCAUUUCUUGUACGACCACAUUGGGAAAGAGGACGAGAACCUGGGCAGUGUCAAGCAGUAUGUGGACAGCAUUGACGUCUCCUCGUACACGGAAGACUUCAAUGUGUCAUGUCUGACCGACAGCCACGCAGACACCUACUGGGAGAGCGACGGGUCCCAGGGCCAGCACUGGGUGCGACUCAACAUGAAGAAAGGCACCAUUGUCAAGAAGCUUCUGCUGACGGUGGAUACGACAGACGAGAACUUCAUGCCCAAGAGGAUCGCUGUGUACGGUGGCGAGGGGGACAACCUGAAGAAGCUGAGCGACGUGGGCAUUGAUGAGAGCUACAUCGGGGACGUGUGCGUGCUGGAGGACAUGACGACUCACCUGCCUGUCAUUGAGAUCCGGAUCGUGGAGUGCAGAGAUGAUGGCAUUGAUGUUCGCCUCCGGGGCAUCAAGAUCAAGUCCUCCCGGCAGCGGGAUCUGGGGCUCAGCGCCGACAUGUUCCAGCUGGCCAACCUGGUGCGGUACCCCCGCCUGGAAGGGACUGACCCCGACGUGCUGUACCGGCGAGCUGUGGUCAUUCAGAGGUUCAUCAAGCUCCUGGACAGUGUCCUGCAUCACCUGGUCCCAGCCUGGGACCACACCGUCGGCACCUUCAGCAAGCUCAAGCACAUCAAGCAGUUCCUGUUGCUGUCCAAGCGGCGCACGGCUCUCAUCACCCAGUGCCUGAAGGACUCAGAGACCAGCAAACCUAACUUCAUGCCGCGGCUCUACAUCAACCGGCGCCUGGCCAUGGAGCACCGGGACAACCCCGCCCUGGACCCCAGCUGCAAGAACGCCGUCUUCACACAGGUGUACGAGGGCCUCAAACCUUCUGACAAAUUCGAGAAGGCGCUGGAUUACAGGUGGCCGCUGCGCUACGACCAGUGGUGGGAGUGCAAAUUCAUUGCCGAGGGCAUCAUCGAUCAAGGCGGCGGGUUUCGGGACAGCCUGGCAGACAUGUCGGAGGAGCUGUGCCCCAGCUCGGCAGACAGCCCCGUGCCGCUGCCCUUCUUCGUCCGCACGUCCAACCAGGGUAACGGCACCGGGGAAGCCAGGGACAUGUACGUCCCAAACCCCUCCUGCAAGGACUUCGCCAAGUACGAGUGGAUCGGCCAGAUCAUGGGAGCUGCUCUGAGGGGCAAGGAGUUUUUGGUCCUGGCUUUGCCGGGCUUCGUAUGGAAACAGCUAACGGGGGAGGAGAUCAGCUGGGGCAAGGACUUCCCUGCCCUGGAUUCGGUGCUGGUGAAGCUCCUGGAAGUGAUGGAGAUGAUGGACAAAGACACCUUCGAGUUCAAGUUUGGGAACGAGCUGACCUACACCACAGUCCUCAGCGACCAGCGCGUGGUGGAGCUGAUCCCCAACGGCAGCAACACGGUGGUGAAGUAUGAGGACCGCAAGGAAUUCAUCCGUCUGGUGCGGAAAGCCCGGCUGGAGGAGAGCAAGGAGCAGAUUGCAGCCAUGCAGGCCGGGUUGCUGAAGGUGGUGCCCCAGGCUGUUCUUGACCUCCUGACCUGGCAGGAGCUGGAGAAAAAGGUCUGCGGGGACCCUGAGGUCACGGUGGAUGCCCUGAGGAAGCUCACCCGGUUUGAGGAUUUUGAGCCGUCGGACACCAGGAUCCAGUACUUCUGGGAAGCACUCAACAACUUCACCAAUGAGGAUCGCAGCCGCUUCCUCAGGUUUGUUACUGGCAGGAGCCGCCUCCCAGCUCGGAUUUACAUCUACCCGGACAAGCUGGGCUCUGAGUCAACUGAUGCGCUGCCGGAGUCCUCCACCUGCUCCAGUACCCUCUUCCUGCCAAAUUACGCUACUGCCAAGAUCUGCGAGGAGAAGCUGCGUUACGCAGCCUACAACUGCGUGGCCAUUGACACCGACAUGAGCCCAUGGGAAGAGUGAUGUUGUUACUGUCGUUCUUGGCUGUGAGGGUUUUCCCACUCAACGGCUUGGUGCAAAGAGCACUCCCGCCCCCCUUGAAUGUGUACAUACAUAGACAUAUAAAUAUAAUAAACGUGUAGUGUGCAGGCCUGGUUCUAAUGCGAACCAGACAAAA
Gavialis gangeticus (Gharial) is the source of this 2482-nucleotide messenger RNA. RefSeq names its product HECT domain E3 ubiquitin protein ligase 3 (gene HECTD3). The annotation marks the transcript as partial. The transcript has 21 exons. The record is from RefSeq and is a predicted model, not a curated record. Lineage: Eukaryota; Metazoa; Chordata; Crocodylia; Gavialidae. Gene Ontology annotation, molecular function: ubiquitin-protein transferase activity.